AUGCCAACAACAUCAUCCGAUCGUUAUUCAGCUGUUUCAACAUCAUCAUCUUCGUCUACUUCAUCGACAAAUUGUUAUAAUAAUCGAAAUAAUUAUUCGUCAUCUCAAUCGUCUUCAACAUUUUCACCGCUUCGUUCUGCUACAUCAUCACUUCAUGUAUCAAAAUUAAUGAAUUCAGAUUAUCGUUCUAUGCAAUCAUUAAAACUUCAACAACAAGUCUAUCAUACACCUACAGCACGUGUAUCACCAUUAGGUAAUAAUAAUUAUCAACAAACAGAUUAUCAUAAUUAUAAAGAUGAAAGUUGGCUUAGUUGUGAAGAACUUGAAACAAUUGAAAAACGUUUUACUGAUCUUCUUCAAGAGACAUCUGAUAAAAAAUCUGAUCAACGUGCAAAAAGUUGUGAUAGACUAAUAAUAGACGAAGAUAAUUAUAAGCCAACAAUAUUGUCUACGUCUCGUAAAUCAUUGAUUGAUAAAAUCGACGAUGAAAAUAAUAAAUAUUCACAUUCAACAGUACUAUCUGCUAAUGAAAUUCUUAAAAUUGAAUCAUCUUAUCGUAGUAUUGGUACACAAGUAUAUGCAUGUCGUUGUUUAUGUGAUUUAUAUAUAACAACAGCUGAACGUUUAGGUAAACUUGAAGAUUGGAUUUUAUUUCAACAUGGUUCACCUGUAUGGUUACUUAAUUCCGGUAUAAAUCCAAAACGUCAAUCACGUCUAUCUCUUGUUAUUGCUGAAUAUGGUUCAGGUUUUCCUAUAUGGCAAGAUAAUAUUAAUGGAUAUAGUGAUAUUAAACAAGCACGUGAUCAACAUAUUACAUUUCGUUUAUCAGAUAAAGUAACACUUGCUGUACUUCGUUUUCAUAAUUUAUCGGCAUCAAAAGAAUUUUUUUCUUAUUAUAUAUCUAUACGAAAUAAUUAUCAUUAUAAACAUUUAUUUUCUAAUGGACAUAAUCGAAGUUCAUCAUGUGGUAGUACAAUAUCAAAUAAUAAUAAUAAGAAAAAAUCAUCUUCACAACAUUUAACUAAAUCAUCAAUAUCAAAUCCUUGUCAAUUUCAACAUAUAACAUGUUUACAAGUUAAAGAUCGUGUUCGUUUAACAUCUCUUAAUCAAUGUUUAAUGCCGACUGUUACUUAUUCAAAUCAACUAUUAUGA
Messenger RNA from Adineta steineri, 1152 nucleotides. Lineage: Eukaryota; Metazoa; Rotifera; Eurotatoria; Adinetida; Adinetidae. The record is from the annotation of a GenBank genome assembly.